GCAGACCCAAUGCAAAGAUUCAAACACACAACCUGACAUCUCAGUGCCGGCGCGUGGUGAUGACAACCUAGAUGUCAAAUGUGGCUUUUCCUUAGCUAACAUGCUCCUACAAAGGCUGUAAACCUGAAACAAUGGCUUUGAACCACCUGAGUCUGCUGCGACCUCUGCUGUGUCAAUCCCUGGUGCGACAGCUAAGGCCUCCCCUCGUGGCUACCUCCAGGGUCAGCGCACCACCUCUGUACCCCAACACCACCUGCUUACCAGCUGCAUGCACCAGGCUCUAUGCCACCAAGAAGGCAAAAGCCAAGGCAAAGGGCCAGUCAGCUAAGGUGAAUAUUAAUGCGGCUCUGGUGGAAGACAUCAUCAGUCUGGAUGAGGUGGAGAGGGACAUGACAGCUGUUCUCAAUGCACUACAAGAUGAAUUCACACGCAACCUCAGCAUCCGAACCUCGCCAGGAGCUCUGGAUCACAUCAUGGUGGCGACAGAAGAUGGCAAGUUUCCUCUGAACCAGCUGGGACAGGUCUCCAUGAAAUCACCUCAGCUCAUUAUUGUCAACAUGAGCAGCUUCCCGGAGGUUACAUCGGCCGCUGUCCAUGCCCUGAGAGAGAGUAGCAUGAACCUUAACCCAGAGGUGGACGGGAUGAUCAUCAAGGUGCCUGUUCCCAAAAUAACACGGGAACACAGGGAGAACCUCGCCAAGGUGGCCAAACAGUUAAGCAACAAGGGGAAAGACUCGCUGAGGAAAGUGCGAGCUAAUGCUGUCACACAGGUCAAAAGGAUGAGGGAAGGACACUCGGAGGACACCAUACGGCUUGUGGAAAAACAGAUUCAGCAGAUGGCGGACAACUUCGCAGUGGACAUUGACAAACAGCUUGCAGCCAAGACCAAGGAGCUUUUAGGCUGACGGAGAUAAUUCAAGUGAUUAUUUUUGAUACUGUAUUAUUUGGUUCUGGCCGGACCUACAGAUGGACACACAUAACAGAAACAAUAUGUCAUUUUCUUGUAUUUAUAAUAGAUAGUGAUUCAAUCCUCUUGGAGAGGUAGAUUUUGAAUCCCGUUCUCACAGUCUGAAAGCUUCACACGGGCGAACGAGUCUCGGUCCCGUUGCACAUGUUUUGGCAGAAGCUGGGCUUUGGUUCCUGCCCACAUCACUGGCAAAAAUCUGCUCCUCGCUGCUGGGUGAUAUCUGUGUUUAACCGUCAGCGCAUAAACAGAAAUUGGCACGGAAACAACAACAACAACAGCAACAGACUGCCAGUCACCUCCCUCCUCCCUUGUUACUCUUCCUGUCUUCAAACAAACACCGAGCGAGGGACCAAUGGACUUUUAAUGGGAUUUGCGGGCCUCCUCCUAAUCAAACCCCUCACCACAAGGGCUGUCUGUUUAUAUAAAACAAGCGCACCCGUCUGAAUGUAAACUGGCUGCGGGUUUUGUCUUGGUGGCAACAGCGAGAGAGAAAGGGAGAGGGUUUGUUCCAGAGAGGCAGGAUAUGAUUAGCAUGUUGCCAAACAUUUGUUUUACAUUGAUUCAAAGUUAAAAAAAAAAUACACUUGAGUACAAAAAGCUUUUAAUUUCUGCCCAUGUUUAGGAUUGAUAAUCUGGCUACUCUCGACAAUAAAGUUGGGAAAGUAACAUUA
Messenger RNA from Epinephelus moara (kelp grouper), 1638 nucleotides. It is a transcript of the gene mrrf, whose product is annotated as mitochondrial ribosome recycling factor. The transcript has 7 exons. Gene Ontology annotation, biological process: translation. NCBI's taxonomy places the organism in Eukaryota, Metazoa, Chordata, Actinopteri, Perciformes, Serranidae. Gene Ontology annotation, cellular component: mitochondrion. The record is from RefSeq and is a predicted model, not a curated record. Gene Ontology annotation, molecular function: ribosomal large subunit binding. Bases 132 to 905 code for a protein of 257 amino acids.